AUGUCAACUUUUCAACAAAAUCAAUUGAAUGGAUUUUCUCCAAUACUUAUAUCGCCCUCAUCCACAAGCAACACAACAAUAACAAAUAAUCAAAUACUGUUAUUUGAUAAUAGUGAUCAAGGUUCUGUCGAUUCCGAUUACACAUCAUUGGCCAGCUCAAAAGUUUAUGGCAAUGGUGGUUCAACAUCAUCGCUACAUCAUCAAGGACGUUCACAGUCAUUUGAUGAAUUAGCAUCAACAACAACAACAAUACCAACACGACAUUUUAAUGGAACAUUAAAUGUAAAUAAAUCAAAUAAUGAUCCAUUACAAUUUGUUAAAAUUCAUCCAAAUCAUGAUUUAAUUGAACGGGCUCAAGAACAAUUAACAUUAUUAGAAUCUCGAAAACGGUUACAAGAAAACUUUAAAUUAAAUAUCAAUCAAAAUAAUGAUACUAACAAUAAUAAUAAUAAUAAUAAUAAUAACAAGUUAACUAAUUUAAAUGAUGAUGAUGAAGCUAAUUGGUCUAAGGCUGUUGAAAGUUGGCGUCAAAAACGAGAACAAAAACGAAAGCAAAGUACAAAUUCAGCUCGUGUCGAAGAUGAUCCAACAAUAUCAAACAAUGGGCCAUCAUCUCUUCCUAGUCCAAUUAAAAAAUUUGAUGAACCUCAAAUUUUUUCUCCUACACCACCACCAACUAUUGGUACACCACCGCCACCGCCACCGCCACCGCCACCACCACCCGCACCAUUAACAAUAACAGCAAUAAAUAUUCCCAAUCCAAUACAACCAAAAAGUCCAACGCCUCCACGUCAUAGAGGUCCUGGAAGAAUUCAUGAACUAUUUAUUCAAAAACCAGUUGAUAUACGUGGCUUUGGUUUUAAACUUGACGGUGGUCCAGCACAGAAUCGGCCGAUUUAUAUAUCAACACUUGAAGAUGGUAGUCCUGCUGAUAAAGCUGGAUUAUGUAUUGAUGAUGAAAUUGUAUCAAUGAAUGAUGAAAAUAUUCAAAAUAUGACCUUUGAUCAAGUACGAAAAAUUCUCAAAGAACGAAAUUUACGUGGAAGUAUUAAACUGAUUGUAAAGACUUAUGAAGAUGUAGUCGAUGAUAAUUCUCAAACAGUUACAAUUCAACAUAGUCGAACACCGUCACCACAAAAAUCUAUAUCUAAUUUACAAUCCAAUAUAUCAGUAUCUCCUAUUGCCACCACCGCCACCACCACCACCACCACCACCACAACAACAACAAGUACAAUACUCGUCUCAUCAACAGUACCAUCCAAUAUUCGAUCGUACCUGUUGUCUACAACAGGUACGAUCGAACAACAAUCAACAACUCGGGACGUAGUUAAAACACUCCUUUCUAAUCCAACAUUAAUUUCAUCGAAUCUUAUCGAUCCACCAUCACCUUUAACAACCAAUUUGAAAUCACCACCACCACCAUUAACAUCCGUUGAUACUUUAUUACAUGGAACAUUAGAUUUAAAUAUCAAUGAUCAACAAUUUAAUGAUUCUCCUAUUGCUCAAGUACGUUCAUCAGUUGAAAAACAGAUGAGUCAAUUACAACAAGAACUUUUACACGGUUUUCCUCAUAAACAAGCAGCACGAGAAUCACGACCAGUUAAUAUACCUAUCGAUUUAACGAAUGCUGCAUUACCUAAUUCUACAAUAAAAACGCCGCCAUCGUCGUCCCUUUCUCCUUCUAUUCAACAAUCCGAUUCAAAUUUUAAUCAUACUCGUACUACUCGUACAUAUGGUUUAAAAGUUAGUCCACACGAAAAUACAAUUCAUUGUUUAGAUGCUCAUAAGCAACCACAGUUAUUAACAAAUUAUGAAAAUCAAUCUGUACAAGAAAUAUCAUCAACUGGGCCGAUGAAUCGGCCAUUGUUAUCGCAGUUAUCUGAUCGAUCAGUUAAUGAAUUAAGAGUUAAUAUAUCUUCACCACCAGCAUAUCAACAACAACCACAGAAGACCACAUCGAUUCCAAUAGAUGAAAAACUACCACCACAACGUAUAACAAGUAAACAAAUUCAUACCACACUUAAUCAAGUACCAAAAAAAAGUCAUUAUGAAGAUCAUUCAUGGAUUAAUGAGGAACAAAAAAAAUCAAUUAUUAGUUCAUCUUCAGCAGAACCAUUAACACCACUGUCAUCACAGUUAUCUUCAUAUAAUGAUGAAAAAAAAGGUAAUACUCGUCAAACUACGCCACAAACUUCGUAUCAUCAAGAACUGCAAGUGAAUAAACAAAUAUCAAGUCAAUCAAGUGCUUUUAAUUAUGGUGAUAGUACAGAUGAAUUUCAUCAUUAUCAACAUAAUUCACGAACUAAUCAACAACACCAACCUAGAGAUUUUGAUUUAUCGAAUAACCGAAACAAUCGAUCAAAACAUUUAGCGAAAUCACCCAUUCGUACAACGAUUAAUAGUAAUAAUAAUCGAGUUUUAUCUGUUAGUGGUAAAUUACGUUGCUCGAGAUGCAACGAUGAAUUAGGCCAAGGAUCAGCAAUGGUUAUUGAAUCACUUGGUUUAUAUUAUCAUAUCGAAUGUUUUCGAUGUUUUGUUUGUAAUAUUCCAUUAUCAUCAUCAUUUGAAGGAACCGAUGUUCGUGUACGAAGUAAUAGACUCCAUUGUCAAAAUUGUUUUUCAGAUGAAAACGGUGUAAAAUUAAGCGCUGUCUAA
Molecule: messenger RNA, 2655 nt
Organism: Rotaria socialis
Lineage: Eukaryota; Metazoa; Rotifera; Eurotatoria; Philodinida; Philodinidae
Source: the annotation of a GenBank genome assembly